CUCGCGUUUACGUCGGUCCCGAGACGCGCGGCGCGCCAUCGUCGACCGAGUGAUCGACGAAUCGAAUCUCGACGUCGCUUGGUGUUGCAAGGGGUUGCGAGCGGUGGAUACUCUUUUCAUUCUUUUACAAGGAGAAGAAACGAAUGAACGAACGGACAAACAAGAGGGAUUUUGUAAAUUUUGGUGGAGAAGUGUGUGUGAACUUUUUUUUUUUUUUUUUUUUUUUUUUUUUUGGUUUCCUUCUUCUCUUUUCGCUCUCCCCCCUCCUCUCCGGUCCGGUCGAAUGAAUCGCCGUGGAUAGGUGUGACACACGCGGGGGGGAGCAGGAAGUGUUAAUAUGAACACGGAGCAGUGAACCGUGAACCGCGUAUGUGUGUAUAAAACCCGAGAGUUGAACGAGAAUACGAGAGGAGACACGAUGAGAAGUGACACAAGAUAUCGGGAAGCGCGAUCUUCUCUUCUCGCGUCCCUUUUUGUCGUCCUCGCCGUUUUCGUGAUCGGAGUGCGAGGACUUAAGAAUGUAUCCAUCGAUAUUCCAUUGGCCGUAGCAGAUGGCACCACCGUCAAUAUGAGUUGCGGAUACGAUCUAGAAUCAGAUACUUUGUACACAGUGAAAUGGUACUACAAACGUUUUGAAUUUUUUCGAUACAUUCCUAAAGAAAUGCCACCUACAAGUGCUUUUGGAGAAUUGGGUAACAAAGUUCUCUUAAAUCAAAGUGAUGCUCAUCGCGUAGUUUUAAGGGACUUGCAACCAAGCCACACUGGAAAAUAUCGCUGUGAAGUUUCUGGCGAUUCCCCAUCGUUUACUACUAUAACGGUCGCCGCUUACUUAUAUGUUGCUAAUUUACCAAAAGGGGAUCCUCAAAUUAGAGCCGAAAAGAUACGCUACGCGGUAGGAGACACGGUGCGUGCAAAUUGCACCGUUCCUUCGGGAAAUCCUCCGGCGAAUGUGACAUGGACUGUGAAUGGAGUACAGGUAAAUUCCAGCUUCAUGAUGAACAUUACGGACAAGUUUGGUGACAAUCAGCAAUUGAUGACUAUCGCAGGAUUGGACUUCGAGACUAUACAAGAUAGCUUUAACAACGGAAGAUUACAUAUUGUUUGCAAUGCUAACGUCUUUCAUUUGUAUAAAAAACAAGCCGAUGUUAUUUUGAUCGAGGAACGGCCACGUCUGGCAUCAGUAUUAGGAACCCGAGAAUCUUCUUAUAUUGGGCAUGCAUCAACGCAAUUCACACAAACUUCAUUUGAAAAAUGGUUUAUUGCCUCAACUGCUCUGUUACUACGCCACUUCAGAUAACAACGAUGAACCUGUUAUUCACCCAAUAUGCAUAUGACUGUAUUGAAAUGGAGAGGGCAAAUUGUUUGUAAAAUUUUAAAACUUAAGUGAGACGAGGAAAGAACGACAAAUUUUUUGGUUAAUAUAAAUAUCGACCGUAUGUUAUUCGUGUAAAUAGGAUAAAAAAAUUAGCUAAUUAUCUACGUGAAAUUGCGACCUGCGCUGUCUCAUUGGAAUGAGACAAAUUUAUAAUCUAAAUAACAUGUCAUAAUAUUAUGUAUUAGAUUGACAAAGUGUCGCGCCAAAGUGUUCGAAAAUUUAUUUCAAUACUAUUAUACCAUGUUUUCUAUCCUCUAACAAUGAUUUUGAUACAUUUAAAGAAUCUUCCGUAAAAUAUAGCUGCCAGAAAUAUAUCAUCUCACGUUUAUAGGUAAAAGCUGUUAUUGUUUGUGAAUAAAGUUUUACUUAAGUGAAAAACAAAUAAAUAAUUCACCUCUGUUA
Apis laboriosa (Himalayan honeybee) is the source of this 1777-nucleotide messenger RNA. RefSeq lists its product as uncharacterized. The record is from RefSeq and is a predicted model, not a curated record. NCBI's taxonomy places the organism in Eukaryota, Metazoa, Arthropoda, Insecta, Hymenoptera, Apidae. The transcript has 7 exons. The coding region runs from base 419 to 1297 and encodes 292 amino acids.